AUGAGGAGAUACACAGCGGAAGAGAAAGGCAAAGGCUUGGCAUCCAAGGAUACAAGCAGACCCCGCUUUCGCAUCAGAGCACCGGAUUUUGACCCCUCUGAACUCAUAAAAGACAACCUGCUCACACUGGUAGGAAGACUUACCAACCCUAAGGAGCAGAAGAUGAAUCUUGUGCUGCCUUUUCUCCCCAAAAAAUGGAACCUAGUUGGAAGAACGGAUGGUUCAGACUUGGGAAAUGAUGUAUUCCAAUUCCGUUUUGAGGAUGAAGCAGACCUGCAAAUGGUCCUACGAAACCGCCCCUACCACUACGGACGCUGGAUGCUACUCAUACAGAGAUGGGAGCCAGUCAUCUCGGCUUCCUUCCCCUCUCAAAUACCCUUUUGGAUAAAUAUCAGAGGCAUUCCCCUCCACUACUGGCACGAGAAAGUGGUAAGCAAUAUUGGAAGGGAGAUUGGACAUUUGGAUGCUUAUGAAGUCACCAAAUCUUCAGCACGAGUCAGAUGCACCAUUGAUGGACUCAAACCCCUAAUCAUGGAACCAGUUCUAGAUUUCGACUCAGGGGAAGAAAGCAACAUCUAUCUAGAAUAUGAAAAUCUUGGUAACCACUGCUCCUACUGCUUCCGUCUAACCCAUCUGCAAUCGCAAUGCCCGGAAAAACAACAGGAUCUGUCGUCUAGGAGAUCCCUUACACAACUGCCGUCUCCCGCAAGAAACGACUUACUUCCGCCGCCAACUUUUCCGAUGAUCUCUGCAAGGAAUGAUGUUAAAGCACGUACUAACUAUCGAGAACGACUAGACCGGUACGGAAACCCUUUUGGAGACAGAGUCUCAACACAAGUAAACAGAGUUCAAGGGCCAAGGAACAAAAUAGCACCAUCAUAUGCUCCCAUAAGACCCCAACGUGAGGAAAUGGUGUACCGUCCAAAGGAAGUUACGUCUCAACACAAUACCUCCCCUUCAUACUCCCAUCGCAGAAAACUGCCAGCUCCUGGCCAAACUACACCUGAUAUCUCAAAACAGACGCAAAGGGUUUGGAGGAGUAAAACACCCCCAGCGAUGGAUUCAGUUAAUGAUGAGGUUCAUAGUCCAAUGCAAACACUGCGUCCUCUUGAGCGUAACUUAGAUGCAGAUUUUCAUCAAGGACAGCUCCCAACAGUGGAAGAAGUGUUGGACGAAAUUAAUGAAGCAACACGGUUGUACACAAAUGUGGAUGACCCGGUAGAAAGAGCAGCAAGACAACAACGAGUCCUGCAAAGUGAGAUAGAUGGGUCAGUCGAGGAAACAGUGGAAAGAAUAAUCCAACACUCUGCAGCUUCUCUCGGGAUUACCACAGAUCCUAUUAUCACUCUGCCUCCAUCUGCUGCUACAGAACAAGACAUGGAUGGAACUUCCCAGGAAACCACAGCACCAAAACGACGAGGAAGACCACCACGGGCGCGAUCAGCACGUACGAUUCAACUCAGCCCCCGAGUUUUUCUGGGUACAUCUCUGAGGAGGCGAAACCUGUCACAAGUGGGAGCAUCUCCGGGUUCUUCUAAACAAGCUGCUACUAGACCUGCAGAUUCAUCAACUCAGGCUCUGCCGGCACAAAUCCCUUCGAGUUCUGGAGGAACCUCAAGAGUAUCAGCUAACAAACGUCCUCGGUUGGAUUUUCCCGAGGAUCGUCUCCAUCUUCCUUAG
Messenger RNA from Raphanus sativus (radish), 1680 nucleotides. RefSeq lists its product as uncharacterized. The record is from RefSeq and is a predicted model, not a curated record. The coding region runs from base 1 to 1680 and encodes 559 amino acids. The transcript has a single exon. NCBI's taxonomy places the organism in Eukaryota, Viridiplantae, Streptophyta, Magnoliopsida, Brassicales, Brassicaceae.